AACUCGCUCGGCGGUCACCUGACCUCCUCACAGCGAACGCCGACUCUGGAAGGCGGGAACACAGUCGGUUGACGUCAUGGGGAGGCGGCUGGGGCGAGCGUGCGUUGUGACUGUGGUUUCCCAUCGUGCCUUGCGCGCCUGGAGGUCGGCCAUCUUGUUCCGGCGGUGAGGCUGCGAGCCCGUCGUCUUUCUCUCCUCCCCCCCCGUCUGUUCCUGUCACACCCCGGCCUCUUCGUCGUCACCGUCGCUUCCUUCUAUCCUCGGGACAUGUCGCAGGUGACGCAGCGGCGGUAGCGGUGUCCCUAUCUCGGAGCAGGAUAGUGGGAGUCGCCCCUGAGACGUCGUGUGACCCCUCCUCUCCAGCGGCCUCUCCCCUCACAGACAGCAUGGACGCCGUUAACGCUUUCAACCAGGAGCUCUUUGCGCUCAUGGAUAUGAAACCUCCAAUUUCUCGAGCAAAAAUGAUUCUAAUAACUAAAGCAGCAAUUAAAGCCAUUAAGCUUUACAAACACGUGGUCCAGAUUGUAGAAAAGUUCAUCAAAAAGUGUAAACCAGAAUAUAAAGUACCAGGGUUAUAUGUCAUUGACUCUAUUGUUCGGCAAUCUCGCCAUCAGUUUGGAAUUGACAAAGAUGUAUUUGGCCCAAGAUUCACUAAGAACCUAACAGCGACUUUCCAGUGUUUGUAUCUUUGUCCAACAGAGGAUAAGAGUAAGAUUGUCCGGGUAUUGAACUUGUGGCAAAAAAAUGGAGUGUUUAAAAUUGAGAUCAUACAGCCAUUAUUGGAUAUGGCAGCAGGUGCUGCAGCUACUGAAUUAUUGGCGGACAGCUCUGCUAAUGAAGAAGGAGCUUCUCCCCCUCCUCCAACAUUGCCUUUGGACCCUCCGGAAGAGGCUCCUAGCUCUGUCCCAGCUGUGCCUGUUCCCCAGUUACCAAACUCUGAUGCUUUUGCUGCUGUAGCUCAGUUAUUUCAGAGCAGCCAGGGACAACAGCUUCAACAGAUUCUGCAGACUUUCCAGCAGCCCCCCAAACCACAGUCUCCAACUGUUGAUGAAAAUGUUUAUGCUCAAGUACAAGCAGUUUCUUCUCAAAUUAAUACAUCAUCACAUCAAACUGAGAGGAAAACUACUUUUGACAAGUUACUUGACAGAUUCGAUUAUGAUGAUGAGCCUGAAGCCACUGAUGAUACAAAGAAAGAGGCAUCAAGCCCCUCUGCUUCACCUGCUCAGCCUCCUUUUCAGUUCCCUGGGGAGGCCAUGCAGCCCCCAGCAUCGUUUGCACAAAUUCCAACCAUGGAUCACUUUCAAGCAGUGCAGCCACGGAUGAUGGGAAUGCCUCAGGAUCCUUUACUUAGUCAGGCUCCAGUUCCACCAACAGGACAGAUGCUUGGCUUUGGAAUGAUUCCACCUCAGUCGUACCCAACUAUGGUUCCUCCUGUACUUUCCCAAGUAUCUCCUCAAUCAUUUAUAUCAACUUUUUCAGCUCAACAAAAUGAUAUACAGACAGUGAAAGAGUCACAACAGGACACUCCUAUGGAUGUAGAAGAGCCUUCUGUCCAUGAAUCCAAACGUCACAUGUCUGAUCGUCAGAAGUCUGCAUCCAGAUCACCUAAAAGGCGCCGAUCUCGGUCUGGCUCACGUUCUCGUCGUUCUAGACAUAGACGUUCACGUUCUCGAUCUCGUGACAGACGGCGUCACUCCCCAAAAUCGCGCUCACAAGAAAAGCGUGACCGUGAAAAAGAAAGAGAGCGUAGAGUGAAAGGGCUUCCUCCUAUUAAAUCUGAAGCUGUCAGUGUUUGCAGUACUACACUAUGGGUUGGACAGCUGGACAAAAGAACUACUCAACAAGAUGUUGGUAGCCUGUUGGAAGAGUUUGGACCUAUUGAAUCAAUUAAUAUGAUCCCUCCACGAGGCUGCGCUUAUAUAGUAAUGGUAGAGAGGUUGGAUGCGUAUCGUGCUUUACACAAACUGAGCAGAGGAAAUUAUAAAGUUAACCUCAAGUCAAUAAAGAUUGCAUGGGCAUUGAACAAAGGAAUAAAAACGGAGUAUAAGCAGUAUUGGGAUGUUGAAAUAGGAGUUACCUACAUACCAUGGAAUAAAGUCAAACCUGAGGAUCUUGAGGCACUUUGUGAAGGAGGAAUGUUGGACAACGAAACUCUUAGUCCAGAAUGGAAAUCUUUUAUUAAAAAGGCGGAGAAUAAAGAUAAAUCUCAAAAUGGAGCAUCUGACAAUGCUCAGAGUGAAAACGUUUCAACAGUACCCCUGCCUGUACCUCCGCCUGUACCUCUGCUGUCUCUCCAGAUACGCCAACCGAUGCCAGCAGUGCCGGUUCAACUUCCUCAGCCCAUGCCCUCUGUCCCACCUCUUGCAACAGUUCCAACUCUUCCACCUAGUACUACAUUACCUUCCAUUCAAGGUUUGCCUCCUCCACAAGGUUUGCCUCCACUUCAAGGGGUUCCACCCCCACAAGGGUUGCAUAUGCCACCAUCAUUGCCACCAUUACAAGGAAUGCCUUUGCCUCAAGGAAUGCCUGUUCCAGGUUUCCCUGGGCCUAUAAAUAUACCUCCCCCAGGGUUUGCUCCAGGUGUUCCUCCACCACCAUUUAUGAGGCCAGGAUUUAAUCCAAUGCAGUUACCACCAGGAUUCCUACCUCCUCCAGGGAUGCCCCCUCCAAUGACUCCUCCAUUAUCUCUUCCUCCACCCAUAACUGGUUUAGGCAUCCCAACCUCUACAGCAGGUGCUUCAUCAAAUGAUUCGGAUGUGUCACAAGGAAAUACUAUGUCUCUUGGAUCUGGAAGAGAAAAUAUUGAAUCUGAUGACAAUGGAAAUGGAUUUGGGCCCAAUACACAAGGAGGGCCCAGUAAUGCUCCUGGGCCAUUGAACCCACAUCACGGCGCUUCGCAGGGUGGAGCUCCUCAGGGACCCCAGACAGGUGCUUCACCAGGCUCAACCUCGGGUCCUCCUGGUCCACACCAAGGGCCUCCAAACUCAUCUCAAGGUCCUCAGGGCCCUCCCCAGACUACUUCAGGUUCAUCGCAGGGAUCAACUCAAGGUCCUCCAGUUCAGUCCCAGUCUCCUCAGAGUGGUCCACCACAGGGGCCUUCAGCGGGGACACCACCAGGGCCCAUAAUUGGAUUACAGGGUCCAUCAACUGGUCUUCUGGGAGCAAGACCAGGGCUUAUACCACUGCAAAGACCACCUGGAGUACCCUCACCUCACAUGCAGAGGUUUCCUGGAAUGCCACAUAGACCAAUGCUGCCUCACAUGGCACCCAGAGGUCCUCCUCCGGGGCCAGGUGGCUUUGGAAUGCCACCACCACAUGGAAUGAGAGGUCCUUAUCCACCUCAGGGUCACUUUGGAAGGCAGGGAGGACACGGGGGGCCAGAAGAAGGCAGACCAUUUAGGGGCGAUAGACGAGGGUUUAAUCCUGAUAGAGGUGAGAGACAUGGGUUUAAUCCUGAUAGAGGUGAGAGACAUGGAUUUAAUCCUGAUAGAAAUGAAAGAGGUAGGUUUAAUCCUGAAACAGAAGAUGAUGGGUUUAAUCCCGAAAUGGAUGAGGGGCCUAUGUUUAAUCCAGAGAUGGAUGAGGGUGAAACAUUUGAGACUGAAAUGGAAGAAGAGCAAAGAUUCAAGCCAGACAGACCUGUGUUCAACCCGGUUAGGCAGGCUAUGCGCCCUGAGAGGCCAGGUUUUCAUCCUGAACGACAGGGCUUUAAUCCAGAAAGACCAGGCUUCCAUCCAGAUAGAAAUGAUCGUCAAGGUUUUGUUCCUGAAAGAGAGAGGUUUGGUGGUAGAAGGUCAUUUGGUAACCGCAAUGAGGAUGAGCGAGAACAUUUUGGUAGCCGAUUUGAUGAUCGUGAUCACGAGCGACCAGGGCGUGGUAGGAGAAACUGGAGCAGAGGAAGUCCUGACCGUGAUAGAAAUAGGGAUAGUGAGGAGAGAAAUAGGUGGCCAGGACCAGGAGGGCGAGAAAGGGAGCCUAGAAGAGUACUUCUUGAUUUCCCUGACAACCGAAAGCAAGGUAUCAAUGAGAAACACGAGCCUGUCAGUGGUAAACCUGAAAAUCCAGAGAAAGAGAAAGCUGAACCUAAAGAGCAGAAACCUGUUGAGGAGAAGGCCUCUGAGAAGACCUCUGAGAAGACCUCUGAGAAGACCUCUAAAACGUCACCAUCUUCUGAACCAGCAAAAAAGGAAGCUGGAUCUACAUAAGAAGCUGCACGCUUGGACUUAACUAGGGUUGGGUAGGGGUUAACUCUUGUGUAGAGCUUCAGAGUUGUACAAUAUGCUGUAAAAUAUUUGCUUCUGGUGUAUGGCAUCCUGUUAUAGGUUCUUGAGGAUUGUAAACUAAUUGUCUUUCCUUCUACUUAAAUGGUUACGAAAUGCUCCAAAAUGUUAUUAAAAAAGAAAAGAAAAAAAAAAAGCUUCCUAAGUUUUGCUGUAGCUUUUUAAAUGUCAUCUUUAAAAAGGUUACAGAUUUUUUUUUGUUUUAAUGGAGCAAGCACCUUUUAAGCUAUUGAAAACAUUAGGGGUGUGUUUUUAAUAAACUCUCUAUUUUCGUAACAAAUUUUGUGUGAUUCUUAGUUUUGGGUUAACAAAAAUAAAUUAUAAUGAAUCACCCAUUAUACAAAAACUAUUGGACCUCAUUCAUUGACACUGUCUAGCAGAAAAUCUGGCAUUCUUUCCCACAGCAGCUAAUGAGAUCAGCAAAAUAAUUGGAUUUUAAGUGUUGAACAAUUUUUAUUGGAAAGGAAUAUCUUGUCAGAAGGGAAUCUAUCAGCCCUAUAUGAUGCACAGAGCUGCAGAUCGCUAAUAGGAAGUUAAAUCAAAUUAUAUCUAUCUCUAAGAGUGUCUGUUUGCAAAGUUAUAAUUGCAUUUUCCUUUACAAGCUAAAGUGUCAUAGAGGCCGGGCUAAGCUGCAGCAUGCAUGCUUUCUCCCUCCCCCACCCCUUCUUGUUUGGCUUCCAGCACUAUGUUAAUCAGUUAAGGUAGGGAGGUGUGGCGGAGAGAGAAGUGUAUGCUGCAGCUUGACACCGCCUCUAUCACACUUGAGCUCUGAACUUGAUACACAGCUGACAGACUCCCUUUACUGAGAAUCUAUUACUUUUGAGGAAGCUUCUUAAAGCAUAUUACAUUAAUGGGGUUGCCUGGUGAAAGUUAUUUUAUCCUCUAUUCACAGGCUUAGAACACUGUGAACUGGACCUGGAUUUCAGUAAGAGCGCAUGCUGUCGACAGCACUCGCUCCAUUCAUUUGACGGCACAAGUUACAUUUUAUUUGUAUAUGCUUCUGUAUGGAUUGUAAAAAAAAAAAUGUCUUCUACUUGCUUACAAAAGCAAUUCUUACAAAAAGUUCCAACUUUUUAUUAAAGUGUACCUGGCAUUUGCAAAAAUGUUUUAUAUAAUGUAGAUAACAACAUAUGUAUAUUUGUAAUAUACAUUGGUUGAAACGUGUAUAUUUUUGGGUGAAAAAAAAUGUUUGCUUGUCCCUGCAGCUAUUGACUGUGUAUUGUCUGUGGGCUCUGCCCGCUGAGGACAGGCUGCGCGCUCUGCCCGCUGAGGACAGGCGGGGUUUUGCGCGCUGAUGUUCUGUGACCUGCUCCCGACUAACGCAGCAGGAUGAUUGACAAGCCAGGAGCCCACACAGAGCCCUGCUUGUCCCACCCUCAUUUCCUAUAUUUGGUCUCCUCACAAACACACAGGCAAUAGCUGCAGGGAAAGCAUUUUCCCCCACACAAAAUAUACACAUUUUUUUAACCAAUAUGUAUUACAAAUAUACAUAAUAACAGGUACACUUUAAAAAAAAAAUAAUAAUAAUUGCAAUUUGCAACAUAAAGGUCCGCAGUUCAAAGACAUGCAUGCAUGAAAGUAUGCAUGAAUACAAAGUUUUCUAUAAUCUACAAUACAAUAUCUUCCAACCUAUUAUCAGACUUUGUUAGUGCCAAAUUAUUGGGCAUUUUCUGUACUCCGGAAUAAUUGUUGGUAUAGAUCUUUACUUAAUAAUUUCAUGCGAAGUUAUAACUAAGGUUAUCCCAGUUCUGUUGGUUUAUUGCUGCACAAUAAUUGUAGUCACUUCUUAAAGGGGUACUCCGCCGCUCAGUGUUUGGAACAAAAUGUUCCGAACACAUUGAGAAGUUGCCGGGAGCUUGUGUUGUCAUAGCCCCGCCCCCUCAUGACAUCACGCGCUGCUUCCUCAAUGCAAGUCUAUGGGAGAGGGUGUGACGGCUGUCACCCCCCCUCCCAUAGACUUGCAUUGAGGGGGCGGGGCUAUGACAUCACAAGCUCCCGGCUCUAAGCGUUCGGAACAUUUUGUUCCAAACGCUGAGCAGCGGAGUACCCCUUUAAGUUUCCACCCAACUGCAGGACAUAAUGGUUUAUGUAAUGCCUUAAAAUCUCCUGGUUCCCGCUGAACGUCGUUCAGUUAUUUAAUCCAAAAAACAAUCUUCUUUACCGAUGUGUUUUCUUUGUUUAGAAAAAAGUUUAUUAUAUGAAUCUCACCUAAAUAUGACCUCAGAAAAUGAUAUGGACUGUUUUGUUUCCUUAUUAGAGGAUUUGAUUUCAUAUAAUAAAGCUUAUGGCAAACCGA
Molecule: messenger RNA, 6576 nt
Organism: Hyla sarda
Lineage: Eukaryota; Metazoa; Chordata; Amphibia; Anura; Hylidae
Gene: SCAF4
Product: SR-related CTD associated factor 4
Exons: 20
Coding region: 387-4205 (1272 amino acids)
Biological process (GO): negative regulation of termination of RNA polymerase II transcription, poly(A)-coupled
Cellular component (GO): nucleus
Molecular function (GO): RNA polymerase II C-terminal domain phosphoserine binding; RNA binding
Source: RefSeq, a predicted model, not a curated record